This is a messenger RNA of Colletotrichum truncatum, 495 nucleotides long. RefSeq lists its product as uncharacterized. The record is from RefSeq and is a predicted model, not a curated record. Lineage: Eukaryota; Fungi; Ascomycota; Sordariomycetes; Glomerellales; Glomerellaceae.
AUGGACCUAACAGUAUAUCAUCUGACGGGGGAUAUGAAUGAUAUUGACCGCUUUUUCAGACUAAACGGCGGCGAGAUCUGUUAUCACCGCAACGUAUGGGGCAAGCCACGCUCCGACUUUAACGACUCCCUGUCAAUCUCGUUUUGCCGCUCCGAGGCAAAGUAUCGCAAGACUUUGCCACCCAAGAAGUUCCUUGCUGACCUGGAGCUUGGUACCAUACUAUCCUGUCCUGUGUGUCUGACAGACGCUCAAAUCAAAGUCAAUUGGUGCUACAAGCGCAAGCAAUGGUCGGUGACGGUAAUUACAUGGAAGCAACUCGGAAAAUGCCGUUCCCCCGACGAUCCGCAAUGGAAGAGCAUGGCGUGUUGGCGUACAACUGGUGGCGACCACCGGGCUCAAGAGCACCCGCCGGGUGCCGUCAGACACAGAUGGAGCAAAGGCGACGAUGAGGUGCUGGGCAUGGAAGGAUAUUUCAUAGAUCCACUUUGGUUCUGA